Messenger RNA from Bipolaris zeicola 26-R-13, 1137 nucleotides. RefSeq lists its product as uncharacterized. The transcript has 2 exons. The coding region runs from base 1 to 1137 and encodes 378 amino acids. NCBI's taxonomy places the organism in Eukaryota, Fungi, Ascomycota, Dothideomycetes, Pleosporales, Pleosporaceae. The record is from RefSeq and is a predicted model, not a curated record.
AUGUCAGUUCCUUCUGAUUACAGCAUUAGCAAGGAAGAAGAUACGGAAGAACAUGACUCGCAUGAUGAGACUUCCCAUCAACGCGGAGUGUCGACACCAAUCAAUGGAAAGCUGAAGAGGCUUCCAGAGGCGGUCGAAGAUAGUGACAGCGAAUUGUCGGAUGAUCCAGCGCCGUACAUUGACCGCGAACUCAUAAGCAAACCACGAUGGCCAGAAGAAAAUUUCAAGCCCCACGAAACGGAUGCAACUAAAAUCAAAGCCGUCUUUCAUCUCAAGCUGCCCGGUGGUAGCGGAUGGUACACACAAAGAGACAUAUUGCCUGAGCAGCGCGAGUCGGCCGAAGAAGACAAGAACGAUGAACACGAAACUCUUUUCGUUCCUGAGCUCAUAGCAUACAAGGUUCCCCAGAAGCCCAAAGCUGAGAACAAUGCUACUUAUUCUCCCUGGACCAGGGUCUCCACAUGGCGAUGGAAGCGAACUGCAGAUGACGAAACAGAAUUCUGGACUCCGAAAUUUGUCUUUCGUCGAUUUCACGCCCGCACCUACAAGUAUGAAGGAAUAUAUGUCGGCGAGACGCAGAUCAAAAACAUCGACCCCAACAAUAAAGCCUGGGUCUCAGCAUACCACAAGUGGAUCAACCAGAUCAAACGCCGCUCAGAUAGCAACUGGGUGCACGAAAAACGACGGGACCACUGGACCGUCCCUGAGAUUCGCACCAUGUACAAUGGCAUUAACAAUUUUCUACACACCAACUGUAUCGAUGCCUACCACGGGAUAUCGAAUGUGAGUCUGCGGCCGAUACUCGAUGCUAUAAACGCUGCAGGGAACAAUAAUCGCGGGAUGGAUGCACUGCGCGGGCAGUUGAGUUCUGCGCACGAGUUGAAGAACACAAGUAUCGCUUACCUUCGUGAUAAUGUGCGAGAGCUGGCCAAGUAUCUGGAGGAUGGGGGCAUACUUGAUGAUGAGGAGCGGUUCCCGGAGAAAUUCAUUCCAGAAGAGGAGUUUCCCACGGCUCCGAGGGCGAAUAUGCGGAGACUUGGGAGUAAGAACAAGUCUUCGGGACAGAAGGUGAAGGAUGUGGCAGGUAGUGUUGAGACUGGUGUUCCCGGUAACAACACACUUGGCGAUAUUGUGUAG